This is a messenger RNA of Camelina sativa (false flax), 779 nucleotides long. RefSeq lists its product as uncharacterized. NCBI's taxonomy places the organism in Eukaryota, Viridiplantae, Streptophyta, Magnoliopsida, Brassicales, Brassicaceae. The record is from RefSeq and is a predicted model, not a curated record.
GCUUCGCCUUUGUCAUCUCAUCUCUUGCUUCCGUUGAUAAAAAAAAAGAAUGAAGCUAAACGAGUCAAGAGGUGGUGAUGAAACAGAGAAGCACAGGCAACAACAACAUUUCGAACACGACCUAAAGAACAUGAUCUCUUCGUUAACCCACAUGGGAGGAGGAGGAGGAGACAAGGCACAUGCAGGAACGAGCCAAUACGAAGAAGAGGAGGAUAGCAUCAGGGUCAUCACGCUUUCUGGAUCAAACCUUGGAGCCACCAUGAAGACCGAGCUUGACAACAAUCAUGCAGACGGCCAUAAGAAUGGAGAUCAAGAGCUUGAUUUUUUUAGCACUUACGUUAAUAGCAACUUCCAAGCUGUUAACAAUUCGAUUAUGAUAGGGGCCAAGUACGAGACUCAUGAUCCUGGUGUUCAUCUUGACAUCUCGGGUGAUGUGGAGAAGCCUUCGAUGAAGGUACCCUCGAAGAGUUCAAGGGGAAAGAAGGGUAAAAAUCCGUCAAGAAGUGACCGUCGAGAAUCUGAACAUACAAAUUGAAUGGUAUGGAAUGGUGUCUUAAUGGACAAAGCAAUUUGAUUGGCUUCAGUAUGUAUUCUCUUUUUUUCUUUUUAAAUUUCUUGUCUUACCUUCUCUAAAUAAUCAGAGAAGUGGUGCAUACUAAAGCACUUUACUUUCUCUUCGAGGUUGUUGUUUUCGCUUGCGCUUAUUACUAUAUAACAUGUUAUAUAUGUAGUUUAUUCAUAAUAUAAAUAAGUGUAUGAAGCAGGGUGUGGUCGAUACA